AUCUUUUUUUUUUUUUACUAUGAAGCUUUCCUUGUCUGUCCUUACUGCUUUUGGUCUUCUUGCUGGUGUUCGAGCAGCUGCUAGUUGUAGUGCCAAUGCCUUGUCUUGUCAUGUAUCUGGUACUGUAGAUGCCUGUUGUUCACCUACUUAUGGUCUGGUUGUCCUUACCCAACAAUGGGCUCCUGGAUAUGGUCCUUCUGAUGAAUUCACACUUCAUGGUUUAUGGCCUGAUACUUGUUCUGGUGCCUAUGGUCCUUCCAGUGGCUGUGACUCAAGCAGAAGCUCAAGCGCCAUUGCUAGUGUCAUUCGCUCGAAGGACAGUGCUCUCUACAACCGUAUGCUUACUUACUGGCCUAGUAACACGGGCGAUAAUAACAGGUUCUGGUCUCAUGAAUGGACUAAACAUGGCACUUGUGUCAGUACACUUCGUCCUACUUGUUAUGGUUCAUCUUAUGAGCAAUACGACGAUGUGGUUGACUACUUUAAAAAAGCACUUGAUCUUCGUGACCAAUAUGAUCUUUACGGUGCUCUCAACUUGAACGGUGUUACUCCUGGUGGCUCUUACGAUGCUGAUACUAUCCGUAGUGCUAUCAAGAGUGCUUUUGGUGCUGAACCCAAACUAGACUGUAUCAGUGGUAGUUUGUCUGAAGUAGGCCUUAACUUUUAUGUUAGAGGCACAAGCAACUAUGAAAUCACAGAUGUCUUGGACAACGGCAACUGUGAGGGUUUUAUCGAUUACCCUGAAAAAUAAUUAUUUAUUUACACUAUAUUAAAAAUCAUAAUCAUCGUCUUCCAUGGCAUCUCUUCCACGUUUCAUUGGUUCUUGUUCUAUUGUUGUUGUUGUUGUUGUUUCUUGUGUAU
This is a messenger RNA of Gilbertella persicaria, 861 nucleotides long. Its product is annotated as RNase Rh precursor. The transcript is spliced from 7 exons. The record is from RefSeq and is a predicted model, not a curated record. Bases 20 to 751 code for a protein of 243 amino acids. NCBI's taxonomy places the organism in Eukaryota, Fungi, Mucoromycota, Mucoromycetes, Mucorales, Choanephoraceae. Gene Ontology annotation, molecular function: RNA binding; ribonuclease T2 activity. Gene Ontology annotation, biological process: RNA catabolic process. Gene Ontology annotation, cellular component: extracellular region.